AUGACAGAUACUAAGAACACCUCACCCUCUCCGUCCUCCUCCGGCCCAGUUACCCGCUUAGCAGCAGCAGCGGCCCGCUCCUCAGCGAGUAGUUCUCCCAUAACUGCACGAACUCGCGAGUCAGGAGCUGUGGCUGCUUCGACUCCGGCUCCACCUCGACCCGACAGGGACCAUUUCAGCCCUCCCUCGUCAUCCUUUUCUGCACCAGACGAGGAGCUUGAGACACGAAGGAGGUGUGGUUCGUCUCCGUUUGCUUCGAGGAAAGGGGGGAUGAUUGUGCCGGGGGUUGGAAACCGCGAGCCGGCAACCGAUUACGCUGCUACAAGCGCAGGCUCGUCUGCCAUUGACACCACAAUGGCCUCAAGCGCAAGCACAACUUAUCAGUCAGCAGCGGGGCCGGGGGAAGCAAUAAGUCAAAACCCCUUUCCCCAACCCCCCGGUCCCCUAACCCGCAAACGGGCCCAUGCCGCAUCGACUAUCAACACCGAGGAAGCGAAUCGCCAAGCAAAGGUUCAUCAUCAGCUGAGUCUGAACACACCCACAGGUGGUAUGACUGCUACAGCUACGCCCAGCGCGGGGGGCACAACAACGGCGGAGGGGAAUGAUGGUGGGAGUAAGAAUAGUCCCAGGCCUCUUGGGACGGCCACGGGGAUGGGGCCGUUUGGUGAGGGGAUUUGUCUUUGUACACCGGCGCCUAAGGUUCCUAGGCCUAGGAAUGCAUUCAUCCUCUACCGACAACACCACCAAGCUGCAAUAGUCCAAGCCAACCCCGGCUUAGCUAAUCCAGAAAUCUCGAAAAUCAUCGGCGAGCAAUGGCGCGAAGAGCCCGAAGAAUGCAAGCAGCAAUGGAAGGCCCUGGCGGAGGAAGAGAAGCAGCGGCACCAGCGCCAGUACCCCGAGUAUCGAUAUCAGCCGAGGAGGAAUAACCGGUCUGGCACUGCGCAGGGGACCAAGGGGGUUGGUGUGGAUAGUAAAGGCGAGGGGGAGAGGUGUCCGCGUUGUGGAGGGAGGAGUAUCGGAGGUGGGGGGACGCCGAGAACGCCGAAUACGCCUUUUCCUAGUGCGGGGAGUGUUAAGGGAUUGGGGGUGAGGAAAGAUAGGGAGGAUGAGGGGGAGGAUGGGGAGGGGAAUAAUAAGAAAAGGAGGGUGCUGAGUACGAGUACCAGUGGGAGUACUGAGUCCGGGUCAAGUUAUGGACAGCAACAACAACAACAACAACAACAACAACAACAACAACAACAACAACAGCAGCAGCAGCAGCAGCAGCAGCAGCAGCAGUAUGCGGGAGCGAUAUUCUCGCAUUCAAUGGCUACCCCAGGUUCUGGGGGGUUUUGCGGCCCUCUUCACCACUCUUCUCACUCAUCUACUGUCUACAGUCAGCAGCACAGUUCGGCAUACCCUUACCCAUCAGCCUCUUCAAAACCCUACUACCCCUCUCCCUCCCCCUUCCAACACCACCAAACGCCGAAUCUACUCCCCGGUCCAUAUUCACUCCUCCCCAGCACCACCCAUGCCAGUCUCGUCCGCCUCGGCCUCAACAGCCCCCGUCUGACAGCGGGGUAUGGCAGCAGCUCCUUCGAGAAAAGGAUGCCCCCUCCCCCGCCGCCGCCGCCGCCAACUCCUUCUCCGUCAUCCACGGUGGCAACUCCUUUCUCCAGAGAGCAUCAUUACCAUUGUCAGCAGCAGCAGAGAGGGUAUGGUUACCAGCUGUAUCACACCCACACCCAGAGGGAGAGGGAGAACGAGGGGUACUCCUAUCCGGGGGGCUAUCAGUCGCAGCAGGGGAUUUAUCACGGGGCGUAUGACGCACUGGGGUCGACUGGUACGCCGCUUCCUACCAAAACUCACACGACAACUUCUUCGUCAGCCGUUCAUGGGCAUGGACAUGAACAUGACCGAGGGUACGCCCUGCCCCCUCCUCCGCCAACACCCAUCCCUCUCACUCCAGCAACAAGCAGCACCCCCAGGCGAGGUGAGCCUUACUACCAGCAUCACAGGGGCAGUCUUUCCACGGCCGCUGCCUCCAUCAGGGACCGGGAUUAUGACGGUCCCAGAGAGAGGGACAGGGAGAGAGAGUACGAAGACCUGCGCCUACCCCCCCUUCAGACAAGGGGGUUGCCCCGUCCUGAAUUUCGGUCUGACUCACUAUCGUCGGGAUCGUCAUCCUCUAUCGGGGUGGUUCAGACUUCGGCGAUGACGGCGAUGGCGGGGCAUAGCCCUGCUAUUGCGACGGCUUCAGCUUCAGGUCAAAGUUCAGAACUGACUUUGCCCAUUUUCAUGAGCGGCAGCGGCAGCAGACCAAGGUCGAACUCCAGCUCAAGGGACACCUCUCGUUGUGCCAGCCCGGCCAGUGCUGUGUCGAGUGAGCAUCGCGGUUCUGCCGCGAGUGUUGGGCUGGGGAUCACGAACAACCCUACUCCUGAUCCUAGUCACUUUAGCUUCAACACGAUUUCAUCAACAUCAGCAGGGCAAUUUGGUCCUCUUACGACAGCUAAAUCAACAAUCCCUCACGCUCCACGCCUCGGAUUCGAGGAUAUCCCUCCCGCAAGCAGGAUCCAUGAUCACGAUCGCCACUCCACCAAGACCUCAAUAAUGUCCAUACACUACCUUUCCAAACUCCGCGUUCUCUCCAAAAUCGCCCCUCCUCUUUCCAACAACAACAACAACAACAACAACAACAACACCUCAUGCGUCUCAGCGGCAGGCGACAAAACCCCUACCCCGACCCGCGGCCCCAUCAUUUCCAUCGACGGCCCGGAUGGGAACACGCGCAGGGCGGUCGCAAAUCUAGUUGAGCAGGCGCUGAAGAGGGAGGCGGAGAGAGAAGGGUGGGCGGUGAAGUGCUGGAGGGGGAGUGAGAAGGUUGAGGAGACGUUGGAGGGGUAUUUGAGGGUUGUUGGGGAGUGGCAUGCGUGGGGGAGGGAGGUGGAAAUGUGGGUUACUAAUGGGGCUUUGAUGGUACAGAGCGAGGGGCUCGAGAAGAAGGAGAAGAGGAGGAGUGUCUCGAGCGAGGGGUCUGGUGCGACGACUGAGUCUGGUUCUGGGUCUAAGGAGGGCGAGCAGGACGUCGAGAUGGUGGAUGCAAACACCAGCAAACCUUCCUACAGCCCUACUCCCCCCAACCUCAUCUCCGACAGCCCCAACCUCCACAUAGCCCUCCUCUCCACAGGUUACUCCCUAACCCUCUCGGACUUGCACUCCCUCUCUAUCCCGAUCCUCGACACCUACGCGCCAAUCGAUCACUGGCAGUGGAUGGCGACCCUCUGGCGCGGCAUCGUGGGACCCGAUCUGGUAGUGUAUGUGCAGGCUGUGGCAGACACAAAACAAGAGGGGGUAGAGAUUGAGAGUAGCGGGGUGAUUUGUGUGAAGGCUUCACAGAGAGGGGUGGGGGAGAGGUUGGGCAGGAGAGUCGGGUUUGAGGUGGUGGAGUGGGUUAAGGGGGUCGGGUGGGAGGGGAGGUUUUAG
Thermochaetoides thermophila DSM 1495 is the source of this 3465-nucleotide messenger RNA. Its product is annotated as putative mating type protein. The transcript has 2 exons. Gene Ontology annotation, biological process: negative regulation of transcription by RNA polymerase II; cell differentiation; anatomical structure morphogenesis. Gene Ontology annotation, molecular function: RNA polymerase II cis-regulatory region sequence-specific DNA binding; DNA-binding transcription factor activity, RNA polymerase II-specific. NCBI's taxonomy places the organism in Eukaryota, Fungi, Ascomycota, Sordariomycetes, Sordariales, Chaetomiaceae. The coding region runs from base 1 to 3465 and encodes 1154 amino acids. The record is from RefSeq and is a predicted model, not a curated record.